Molecule: messenger RNA, 2893 nt
Organism: Homalodisca vitripennis (glassy-winged sharpshooter)
Lineage: Eukaryota; Metazoa; Arthropoda; Insecta; Hemiptera; Cicadellidae
Product: G-protein coupled receptor moody
Exons: 3
Coding region: 60-1700 (546 amino acids)
Biological process (GO): G protein-coupled receptor signaling pathway
Cellular component (GO): membrane
Molecular function (GO): G protein-coupled receptor activity
Source: RefSeq, a predicted model, not a curated record
ACCCCAACCCAAUCGGUCAACUGACAUGCUGUAGUGACAAUAUCGACACAGUCACAGUCAUGGAGGACGAGGACUUACAGCUGCAGGCCGAUCUUACUACGACCAUGGCGGACUACCCUGCGGCCACCCCCACGGACAACAGUUCUGCCAACCUGACGGACCCACUUGCCCCUGAUCUGGACGACCUGAACAUCGAACUGUUCCACGGAUACUCCACAGCACUGCUCAGGUUCGCCUCCGCAUGCUGUGUGCUCUUCAUGCUGGUCGGCAUCCCAGGCAAUCUCAUCACGAUCAUCGCGCUCUUCAGGUGCAAAAAGGUGCGCAAUGCCACUGCCGUGUUCAUAAUCAACCUGAGUGUUUCGGACCUGCUGUCGUGUUGCUUCAACCUCCCGCUUGCCGCCUCUACCUUCUGGCAGCGAGCCUGGCGCCACGGCCGCCUGCUCUGUCAUCUCUUCCCUCUCCUCAGGUACGGCCUCCUCGCCGUCUCGCUCUUCACUGUGCUCGCAAUCACCAUCAACCGCUACGUCAUGAUCGGCCAUCCCACCGUCUACCCGAAAUUAUAUCGGAGACAAUAUCUGGGGUUGAUGGUUGCAAGCACCUGGCUAGGUGGGAUUGGGGCACUCGUGGCUACGUGGUUCGGGAAGUGGGGAAGAUUUGGUCUGGAUCCUGAAAUUGGCUCCUGUUCCAUCUUACCUGACCACCACGGCCAUUCUCCCAAAGUCUUCCUCUUUCUUGUAGCUUUCGUCAUUCCCUGUAUUGCUAUCGUUGUGUGCUACGCCAGGAUAUUCUACAUUGUCAGAAAGACUGCUAUGAAAUCAAGGCUUACAGCUCGAAACAGUACGAUAACAACUACAACCAGCGCGACUACUGCCGGCAUAUCCAAAACAUCCUCCUAUUACUCUUCUGGCCGAGUUCGAAUACUGAAGAAGUCUAAUCUUUCCUCAACUGAUGACUCGGCAGUUGGGUCUGUUAGUACAGGUCCGUCAUACUCUACGGAGAAGUCCUCGUCAAUUUUGGACAACGGGAUGUCUUCAGAAAUGUCCGAUAACAUGACAGUUAAAAUGGUAACGCUUCAGACUCCGCAUAAUCUUCUAUCUCCACCUGCAUCGUCACCUGUGCGCUUCCUGAAAAUAUCUGCAGAACCUUCUUCCUCAUCAGGAGUCGAGGGGAAUGCAUUUGACGAGGAGGAAGAGGCGACCUCUAGAAGUGUGACCCCCACAUCGGUCUGUAGCUCAAUGCCUCAUUCUCCCCAUAACUUCCGUAAUGUCAAGCGGAAAAAACGGAAAGAAAGACUGCCCUCUGCUGUUCUAGCCCAAGUCGCCUCGGUGUUUCGGAAAGGAAGUCACAUCAAACAUAACAUAAGUCCUCGACGCAUUAGCUCAAUGAUCCCAGCAGUUCCUGGGAAAAUGACCCCAAAAGACAAAAAGCUUUUGAAAAUGAUUCUUGUGAUUUUCGCCGCGUUCGUGACAUGUUAUCUUCCGAUAACAGUUUCAAAGACAUUCAGGGACUGUUUUGACUUCCGCGAGUUGAAUAUCUCCGGGUACAUCUUGAUCUAUCUGACUACAUGCAUCAAUCCGAUAAUCUACGUGGUGAUGAGCUCUGAAUAUCGUCAAGCCUACAAGAACUUACUGAUGUGUCGAAGCGGGGAGUCCCAAAACCAGCCUCCGGUGAACCCCAGAAGCACUUCCCAGAGGGCAUGACGUCGGAGACACAAUGACCAUAGUGGCGCCACUCAUGGUAAGCCCUAAGGCCAUUGUGGCAGAACAAUUUUCGUCUAAGUUUUCUACCAUUUGUACCAAAAGUCUGCUUUACCGAGCUGAUAUGCAGCUAAUGUACUGAAAUACUCAAUUAUUGGAAGCGUAUUGUCGUAUAGCAGCGACUACAUAUGAUGUAAUAUUGGACAUACUGUCGCCGAUCGUGUGGUUCCGAUUUGUUAAGUAUAUUUUUAUCGUGUUGUUCCAAAAUUAUUUAUAUUUUUUAAUCUUAUCAGUUAACCAAUCCAUAUUAGAUCUACUGUGGAUCUAAAAAUUCUGUUUGCGUCAAUAUUUGUAAAGUAAUAAAAAAUAGAGAUUCUUUUAUUAGACCCAUGAUUUUGGAAAUGCUGUCGUAAUUGGUCAAUUUUAUUGUAUAAUCAUGUUUUUGUUGCAAUCUUUUCGAUGUAAAUUAUUGUUUCUUAACAAUGACAUACCACAACAUUAUGUGUUAUAAGUACGUGUAAUGUAAAGAGUAUUUAAAAUAAAUACAUAAUUGGAAGGUAAAUGUUAAUGUUAAUCCUAGAUAUACAUAGUAUAAUGUCUUAAUGUGAUUUAAAGGUGCUCAUUCGUGUUUUGUAACCUUAGAGUCUUUUACCGUUUUAUAACAUGUUAAGCAUAGUAAUACGUUAUUCUCUGGUUUGAAUAAUGGAAUAUAGAAAUAGUAUACUGUUUUCUAUUACUUAUUUUUCAUAAGGGUUUCAUCAAUUUGGAAGGAAGAAAAUAUAGCAAAGUAAAAGACUUUUUUGAUAAUAAUUUAUUAUUAAGGUAUUUCAACGUCAAAUUGUUUAGAUUGUAUAGCAUAACCACAAUUUAAAAAUGUAGUUAAGAUAAUAAAAAUUAUAUUUCAUAUAGUUUAAAGAUAAGUUUUGGUUACAUUUUUUGAUGACUCAUCUAUAACAUUCCAGUCUUAACAAUCAAUAAAUAAUGUUUGUAUUAAUUAGUAGUCAAGAAUUCAUUAUUUUUAACUUUAUAAUUAGCUUACUUAAACACAUAUGUAUACAACACGUUAAUAAAUCCUACAUUAAGGCUAUAUUUUUUUAAAAAAUUACUUCCACUUUUAAUUAGAACAAAAUUGUUACAUUUAAUAUUGCUAGCAUAAAAAGUCACAACAGUCAAUUAUUAGAAAAUUUAUAAAAGAA